AUGGAUAAGUUACAGAACAUUAAAUCUAUUAAUCUUGAGCAAAUGGUUAAAGUCAUAUCGCUCUCGAAACGGGUAAAGAAUCCUUUGGAUAUAAAGAAGACAUUUAAUAUAAGCCUAAUAAACAUCCAUUUUAUACUACAAAAUCAAAAUGAAAUUUUAGAACGCUGGAGACAAAUAGCAGAUUUAAAUGGAAUAGCUAUAGAGUCCUCUGAAAAUAUAAAUCUAGACCCAAUCAAACUACAAAAAUCUUGUUCCUCCAUAAAAGAAGGAAAUUCCGAACAUAAAAAUAACGAUGCAAGCAGAACUAUGGAACAUCAAGAAACACAUAUAUUAAAUGAAAGUAAUGAAGAUGUGAUUUUUAUUGAAACGCCUAUCAAGUGUAUAGACAUUACAAAUGAUGAUACUGCUGCUUAUAAUAAUAUUGUUAAAAUUAAAAAAGAGCCUUCUUCACCUGUCUCGGUCCGUAAAGAAAAAAGAUAUGCGACUUCAUUAAUGGAUUUUCCACCCCUGAAGACCAUAAAGCUGGAGUUGGAACGAGAAAAUACAAAAAGUCACAAUAUUAAACAGGAAUCCUGGGAGUAUAUUGAAAAUGGAACUAACAUUCGACCAGUACAAAUCAAAAAUGAAAUUGAUGAUGAAAUUGAUGAGUUUGAAGAAUUUCUGAAUAUUUUAGAUGAGCAAACAAUAAAUCCAGAAUUGGAAUUUAUGGAGGAUGAUGAAACAGAGUACAUUGAUAUCUAUAAAAUUGUGGACACUGAAGACGAAGAUGAUGAAGGUCUUGAUAAUAAAGAAAAUGCAAAUGAUUUGCAUAAAACUGAAAUUGAAAUAAGUUCAAUUAAAAACGAAUUAAAUAAUUACAGUUGUCCACAAAUUAAACUCGAACAAAAUGAUAAACUAAUAGAUACACUGUUGGAACAAACCUCUAAGGUAGAAAAUAGCACCACAACUAAUACACCAGCUGUUGGGGAAGAUGAUGACAGUGAAAUGAUAGAACUUGUUUAUGAAAUAGAAGAAUCCAAUGAUUUGCAUAAAACAGAAAUUGAAAGAAGUUUGAUUAAAAAAGAGUUAAAUAAUUACAGUUGUCAAAUUAAUUACAGUCAACAAAUUAAACUUGAACAAAAUGUUGAUAAAUUAUUAGAUACACUGUCGAAACAAACCUCUAAGGUAGAAAAUAGCACCACAACUAAUAUUCCAGCUGUUGGGGAAGAUGAAGAGCUAGAAGUUGUUUAUGAAAUAGAAGAAUCCGAUGAUUUGCAUAAAACUGAAAUUGAAAGAAGUUUGAUUAAAAAAGAGUUAAGUAAUUACAGUUGUCCACAAAUUAAAAUCGAACAAAAUGAUAAACUAUUAGAUACGAUGUCGGAAAAAACCUCUAAGGUAGAAAAUAGCACCACAACUAAUACACCAGCUGUUGGGGAAGAUGAUGACAGUGAAAUGAUAGAACUUGUUUAUGAAAUAGAAGAAUCCGAUGAAGAUAUACAAAAUGAAUUAAUGGAAAUAAUUAAUAAACAUAAAAAUACUAAACCUGAAAUUUGUGCAUAUGAAAAUCAUUACGGAAAUAAACAAGAAAUUGAACAAGAACCUCUAGAUGAGGAUGCUGCAAAGGAGGGGGAGGAAGAGGAGGAGGAAGUUAUAACAGUAUUAGAAAUUGUAUCCGAUGAUGAAACAGUUGACUAUGACAAACAAGAUGAGGAAAGUGAUUUACUAAAACCAAUAGAAGUUAUCAAAAACUCUAAAAGUCACAGGAAACAAAUACAUGAAGAUAUUCAUGGUACAUACAGCACAGUUUUUUAUCCAUCUAAAAGUAAAUCUAAUGUUAAUGACAAUAUACCUUCAACAUCGCGAUCAUUUCGAAAAGAGACUGUGCCAACAUCAACACCUGCAAAUAAAAAAGCUCCCUUAUGUUUCAACCUAUCCGAAGAUUUAAUAACUUUUACUAUUAAGAGUAAUAAAUGCGUUAAUCAUGUUUUAGAGUAUUUUCAAAGACAAAAAGAUGUAGAUGAUGUUAAAAGAUUACAUAAAUUACAAUUGUGCUUUUGUGAUAAAAAUUAA
This is a messenger RNA of Calliphora vicina (urban bluebottle blowfly), 2049 nucleotides long. RefSeq names its product glutamic acid-rich protein-like. The coding region runs from base 1 to 2049 and encodes 682 amino acids. The transcript has 3 exons. Lineage: Eukaryota; Metazoa; Arthropoda; Insecta; Diptera; Calliphoridae. The record is from RefSeq and is a predicted model, not a curated record.